AUGGCGAUUUCGUUUUUGAUAUAUGCGAAUUUUUUCCAUCAUCAAUCACUCGCUAUUCGUCCGCGCUCAGUAUCCCAGAAACUCACCUUCGAACCAGAAGAUUACAGCAGUCAUUUUACCACAACAGAAGAGAGUACAACAAGUACGACCGUCGAUACUACCACCGCAGCCGCAACAACUUCAAGAGCCAGUACGACCAAAUCCACAACUUCCACCACAUCGGAGCCUUCAGAAAACCCCUCAGAACCAUCAGACAACCGAGAGAAUCAAUCUUCCGAUGACGCCGAAAAAGAUGCUCAAACAAGAGCUCGACCGAAAGCUUCAAGUCCAAAACCAAAAAAAGAAGGCGUCGAUGAUAUCGAGCACCCUGACUAUCCUGGCUCUCCCCGGCUCAAUCAAGGUCUUGCCGAGUGCCCGAAAUAUCCUGAUACACUCAUCGGUCGACAAAUUCCAGACUCAAAUCUUGAAACAGAAUGGGAUCAUGUUGAGGAGACAGUUGCUGAUGGACUUUUGGAAGGAGGCUGUUGGGAACCAGAAGACUGCUUUUCGACAACAAAAACUGCGAUUAUUGUCCCUUAUAAAGAUAGAGAGACGCAUUUGAAGAGAUUGUUAUAUUAUCUUCAUCCCUUUUUGAGGAGGCAAAAGAUCAGUUAUUGCAUCAUUGUGGCGGAGCAGUAUCAUGAUGGCCGAUUUAAUAAGGGCAUUUUGAUGAAUGCAGCGUUUGACGCAUUGAUGAAAAUGGACGUUGGCUUCGAUUGUGUCAUUUUCCACGAUGUAGACAUGCUACCAGAAGAUGAUCGAAACCGAUAUGCUUGCGGCGCGAAUCCGAUCCAUCUUUCUUUGAUGAUCAACAAGUACGACUAUCGAUACCCUUAUGGAACCGAUUUUGGUGGAGUAACGAUGAUGUCCGCUCAGAAUUACACGAUGGUCAAUGGACAUACAAAUGUCUUCUGGGGCUGGGGAAGAGAGGACUCGGAUAUCGAGUACAGAAUCAGAAAACAAAUGAAAAUCGAAAAGCCGGAAGUUUUCGACUCUGCGCGGUACACAAUGUGUGGACACGCGCAUCCAUGGACUUUUCAAAAUGAAAAACACAAGGCGCACAUUGAAAAUAGCUAUCAAGCGGUGACUCAUAAAAUGCUUAUGAAACUGAAGGACUACAGGAACAAAUACGAUGGACUCAACUCACUCAACUACAGGAUGAAAUGGGUGAAAAAGGAAAAACUAUACACUCAUCUGAUGAUAGAAACGAGAUUGAUGAUCCCGCAAACAAUCACCAUGGUUCAGGGCGGAUUGACUGCUAUUCACACCAAUUAUCCCGAAGGCGGUUUGUCUCCUCCGUCCGCGAAAUGUCAAAUGACAGAAUUCCCCGGCGCUUCAGUGCACUCGAAUAUUUUGGACAAGUACGAAAGAACGAAAGCUGCAUCAGCGGAAAAAUGCUUGGACAUUGGGGUCUUUUGUCAAGCGUCUUCGCAAGAAACAAAACAGACUCAAGCUCUGGAAAACAAAUACCGUGUACGAGAGCUUCCGAUGCUUCUGACUCAUCCGGUUAAUACUGCGUUAGUGAAGGAUUGCCCCGGAAAUCUGGCUUACUAUCAGCUUGCACGCGAAAGCUUUGAACAACUGGAUCUCGAUGAGAAAAGUGCCAACGAGGUCUGGUACCGAGACUCCCAAUUAUUCGAGACGAAACAAGUCAACGAGUUCACCACCGAAGUCUCAAAUUUCACAGCCGAAACAAAAACCAAUUUCAUAAAAUGGGAUGAAGACAACAAGGACCAAGUGCAAAUUGAAGUCACCAUCGAAGUCCCAAAACGAAUUCCCGGUUUUUAUACGAUUCUUUCAAAGCUCGUGGAUAUUUGGGGCCAGCCGGUGCUCGAAUUCAACUGGAAUUUCCACUAUACAUCAGGUGACAGAGCGAAAGAUUUACAAAUUCAGGCGCAGGUCAAACACGAUAAAUUUGAGCGAAUGAGUGGAGGAAAGAUUGCCGCUAUUUGGGGGAGGACGCUUCAAAAUGCUGCUAGGCGAAAAGGUCUAUCGGACCUGUCAAUUUCCUUCGAUCAAUCUGAAAAAUCUCCGUCAGAAAAACGAGCCGCAAACCGUGGAGAAAUUUGA
This is a messenger RNA of Oikopleura dioica, 2109 nucleotides long. NCBI's taxonomy places the organism in Eukaryota, Metazoa, Chordata, Appendicularia, Copelata, Oikopleuridae. The record is from the annotation of a GenBank genome assembly.